Lasiodiplodia theobromae is the source of this 1086-nucleotide messenger RNA. RefSeq lists its product as uncharacterized. The transcript has a single exon. The record is from RefSeq and is a predicted model, not a curated record. The coding region runs from base 1 to 1086 and encodes 361 amino acids. NCBI's taxonomy places the organism in Eukaryota, Fungi, Ascomycota, Dothideomycetes, Botryosphaeriales, Botryosphaeriaceae.
AUGGAUACCCUGGAAGAGGCGCGGACUCAACAAGAAGACCACCAGGAGAGAAGAGAACAAGCCUUGACCGAGCGCCAAAACCUACAGACAAAGAGAAAGGAGCUCCGGCAGAAGCGGCUCAAGACUCGUGACGUCCAGGCCAAUCUUAUGAGUGAGUUUCGCAAGAUAUGCUUGAAUGCUAAAACACUCGACCACGAGACCAUCUUCGAGCUUUACGACGAGGUCGAGAAGGCGCACGAUGAGCUUGGAGUAAACGAGGAAGAUUACGAUGAGGAAGAGCGGCGGUACGAUGUCUUGGAAUAUCAGUGGACAAAGAACGAAGGUGAUAUCCUUGGAGAUCUUAUUGAAGACAUUGAAGAGCUCGACAUAAUCCCGCCCCGUGAGGAUAAAGCCGAACCGGACCCAAAGCCUGCCACCACUCCGGAUUUCUUCUCCACCCAAGAUGCCUUCCCAGAUUCCAAUUCAGGAACCAAUACAACCACUGAGGAAACCCAGCAAGACUUUACAGACUGUAGCUCAAAUGAUUCUCAGUACGGAAUAGCCGAGAUUGCCAGAGGAGACCAAGCCGGCAAUUAUACCGAUCCGGACAUGGAGGAGAUACCCCCAGAGCAUAGGAGCCAGCUUUUGGAUUCCAUGCGGCAAGUUGAUAUUACCAAGGGAGCUGGACUUCCCGAGGGUAGGAGAGCGUCGGAGCCCGUUAGGCCCCAAUCGGACUUUUUACGGCCCCCAGUGACAGCGCGGCGACCGAGAAGUGAGGCUGACCUGGCAGCUGUGGAGCCACGUUGGCAAAGUAUCAGGUCUCAUGUCAGCCACUGGAUACUGGACAGCCUAAAGGGAUCCCUCUUCCAAAAGGCGCUUGCCAAGGCGCAGCUUCCAGGGGAGAGCCUCGAUGAAAAGGCCUGGUGGGGUUUACUCAAAAGCGUUUGGUCCACCGAUGCGGCCAACGAAGGGCCGGAAGCCGAAGAAAUGGAAGACGAAGUGGAAGAGGGAGAAGAAGCGGCUGAGGAUGAAGAGGACGAUUACUUCGAAUCAGACGACCGAGAAUAUGCAUUUCAGCGAGGCAUUCCAGGCGGUGAAUGGAGUUAG